AUGGUGCACCCAACAACGGGUUCUAAGGCGCUCGUUAUCAACGAUGAAGUGGCCAGGUUCAGAACAGCUUUGCUCUUUCAAGAACAGGUCGCAGCGGCAACCGCAAUAACACCACAACGACAGCAUCGAAGGCGGGGUAGCAUCCAUGAUGCAACCACUGAUUGCUCGGCACAAGCAUCGGGGGAGAGGGUCGCCGUCGAUGGUAUUACUGAUACAGCCAGGGUCAUAGGAAAGGAUGGCGCUUCCCUGGUGGAGGCGAGAGCUCUGGCGGUGUUACAGCAGAGAGACAGGGCCCGCCUCUACGAUAGUGUGCCGCUGUGUGGAGCGUGCUACCGAGCGUACAGCGACAACUGGCGGUGGUGGCUGGCCCGGGGAGAUCAGGGACAGCGCGUGUUUCCCGCUACUUCCCAAUGA
Molecule: messenger RNA, 414 nt
Organism: Ectocarpus sp. CCAP 1310/34
Lineage: Eukaryota; Phaeophyceae; Ectocarpales; Ectocarpaceae
Source: the annotation of a GenBank genome assembly